AGAAAGCGUAAAACCAUAAUGGGUCAACAAGGGUCGCCACUCUUAACGCCCGUUUCAGCAAUAAACGCACACUCCCCCCCUCUUUCUCACACAUCAGACUCAGACAGGCGUCAUCCACUCCUUCUCUGGUCUCGCACGCAUGCGGUCACACGCUCUCUCUCCUUUGUCUUACUCCUCCUUCCUCAAUGUCUGUCUUUAGGAAAGGACCCAGAAUUAAUUCGAGGAUAGGAUGAAGAAGCCGUCCGCCUCCCUUUUUCCUCCAUUGCCGGUUCCUGCUCUCGAUUCUUGAUUUUCUCUCAGUUCCGGGGAAUUCUCUCUCCAUUGAGAUCGUGGAUAGAAAGAGGGCACGCUGUCAGAUUUGUUCUUGAAUUUGCAAAGGGAAAGAAAAACAUCAUCUUUCUUUGGCGAUGGAUGUGACUAAUCGGAUCUUGAAUUGUCUUGCAUCUCCCUUGUCUUCUGGAAAUGAGGAAGGGGAGAGAAUGCAGCUCUAUCUCCAGUUCGGCUAUACCUUGAGGAGCGUCUUCCUUGUGUCAAUCUUGUUUACACUCAGCUCACUGGCUGCUGCUGACCUGGUCUCGGAUCAGCAAGCCCUUCUCGCCUUUGUUGCCGCUGUUCCUCAUCGUAGAAGGCUCAACUGGAAUUCCACUAACCAUGUCUGCAAAUCGUGGGUCGGUGUCACCUGCACUCCCGACGGUGCGCGCGUUCUUGCCCUCCGCCUUCCCGGGAUCGGGCUCGUGGGACCAAUCCCUCCAAACACGCUUGGUAAACUGGACUCCCUAAGGGUUCUCAGCUUGAGAUCAAAUCUCCUCAGCGGUCAUCUUCCUCCUGAUAUCCCCUCCAUCCCUUCACUCCAUUACCUCUUUCUCCAACACAACAACUUCUCCGGUGAGAUCCCUUCCUCGUUUUCUCCACGGCUUAAUAUCCUGGAUCUCUCCUUCAACUCAUUCAUGGGAAAGAUCCCGGCAGCAGCUUUACAGAAUCUGACCCAGUUGACGGGAUUGAGCCUCCAAAGUAACAACCUUUCUGGACCAAUUCCAGAUCUUGAUGUCGGCGGCAGCCUAAAACGUCUAAACUUGAGCUACAAUCAUCUUAUGGGUUCUAUACCUUCUUCGCUCCGCGGAUUUCCUAGCUCGUCCUUUGUUGGAAACACUCUUUUGUGCGGUCCGCCUCUGCAGCCUUGCGUCCCGGCCUUUUCCCCUCCACCAUUACCGGUGUUUCCCCGCAAAAAAGCUCCCAGAAGGGGAUUACAUCUGGGGACUAUCAUUGCUAUAGCUGCUGGAGGAGCUGCCCUCCUGCUGGUCUUGGUGAUUCUUAUCCUCUUGUGUUGCCGAUUCAAGAAAAAAGACAAGAGGGGAGACAUUGUUGUAAAACCCAAGGCCUCUGCUGAGAAACCGAAGGAAGAAUUUGGAAGCGGGGUGCAAGAACCUGAGAAAAAUAAGCUGGUUUUCUUCGAAGGCUGCUCCUAUAAUUUCGAUCUCGAGGACUUGCUGAGGGCUUCGGCAGAAGUGCUGGGGAAGGGUAGCUAUGGGACAACCUACAAGGCUGUCUUAGAAGAGUCCACGACCGUAGUGGUAAAAAGGUUGAAGGAAGUGGCGGCCGGAAAGAGGGAGUUCGAGCAGCAGAUGGAGACUAUCGGUAGAUGUGGGCAGCACCCUAAUGUUGUUCCCCUCCGUGCCUAUUAUUACUCCAAGGACGAGAAGCUACUGGUCUACGACUAUUACCCUGCCGGAAACUUGUCCAGUCUCCUUCAUGGUAGCCGAGGAGGUGAGAGAACGCCUCUCCAUUGGGACUCGAGAGUAAAAAUCUCGCUGGCGACAGCAAAGGGCAUUGCUCACCUUCAUGCCGUUGGAGGGCCGAAAUUCGCUCAUGGAAAUAUAAAGUCGUCGAAUGUGCUGAUUAACCAGGAAACCGAUGGAUGCAUUUCGGAUUCCGGACUGACCUCCCUAAUGGCUAUGCCGACAACGAGGGCUGCAGGGUAUAGGGCACCCGAAGUAACGGAAACGAGGAAACAAACUCAUAAAUCGGACGUGUACAGUUUCGGGGUACUCUUGCUAGAGAUGCUGACGGGGAAAGCUCCGAUCCAGUCACCGAGCCGUGAUGACAUGGUCGAUCUCCCGAGGUGGGUGCAGUCCGUGGUGAGGGAGGAAUGGACGAGCGAGGUAUUCGACGUCGAGCUAAUGAGGUUCCAGAACAUUGAAGAGGAAAUGGUUCAGAUGCUGCAGGUCGCCAUGGCAUGCGUGGCUCGUCUCCCCGACAUGCGGCCCGACAUGGAUCAAGUGGUCAGGAUGAUUGAAGAGAUACGCCUUUCUGACUCUGACAACCGCCCCUCUUCCGAGGAUAAUAACAAACCCAAGGAUUCCCCAUGAUUUUUUUUCUUUCUUUCUAUUGUCUGAAUUUGUAAUCUGUUUUUUUUUUCCCCUAGAGUUUGGACAUGACGAUUGACUAUGGCUUUUCCAGAGUUGCCUUGCUUCUGUUAUGUCUCGUGACACAGAGUCCUUGUUGGUCAACGUAUUCACUAGAUGCUGUGAGAGAUGGAUAUAAUCAGGGGCUGGGCAAAGUUGACCCAAAGAUCCGGUUAUCUGCCGAUAACCAAUUUAGUCUA
This is a messenger RNA of Tarenaya hassleriana, 2602 nucleotides long. RefSeq names its product probable inactive receptor kinase At5g58300. Gene Ontology annotation, molecular function: ATP binding; protein binding; protein kinase activity. The record is from RefSeq and is a predicted model, not a curated record. The transcript has 4 exons. NCBI's taxonomy places the organism in Eukaryota, Viridiplantae, Streptophyta, Magnoliopsida, Brassicales, Cleomaceae. The coding region runs from base 408 to 2366 and encodes 652 amino acids. Gene Ontology annotation, biological process: protein phosphorylation.